AUGCUGGCUCGUUCAGUCCUGCGCACCGCGCCCGCGCGGGCCAUCGCUCGUCAGGGCCUCCGUCAGAACUCGCGAGCCGCUUCCACGACAUCCGGUGCUGCUGAGAAUGCCAGCUCUCCCUUCUACCUGACCGCGACCGCGACUGCUGCCACCAUCGCUUCGAUCGGCUCCGCUGCUUGGUACUACCAUCUGUACGGCCAGGAGGCCUAUGCCAUGACCCCUGCCGAGGAGGGAUUGCACCCAGCCCAAUACCCUUGGGAGCAUGCCAAGUGGACCAAGACCUUUGACCACCAAGCUCUCCGCCGUGGUUUCCAGGUUUACCGUGAAGUCUGCGCAAGCUGCCACUCCCUCACCCGUGUCCCUUGGCGUGAUUUCGUCGGUGUCAUGCACACCGUCGACGAGAUGAAGGUGAUGGCCGAAGAAAACGAAUACGACACCGAGCCCAACGACGAGGGUGAGAUCGAGAAGCGCCCCGGAAAGCUCUCGGAUUACAUCCCUGCCCCAUACAAGAACGACGAGGCUGCCCGUGCCGCCAACAGUGGUGCCUUACCCCCGGAUCUGAGCUUGAUCGUCAAGGCCCGUCACGGUGGCUGCGACUACAUCUUCUCCCUCUUGACUGGUUACCCCGAUGAGCCCCCUGCUGGUGCCUCGGUCCAGGAAGGAUUGAACUUCAACCCCUACUUCCCGGGUACCGGUAUCGGUAUGGCUCGUGUUCUCUUUGACGGCCUUGUCGAAUACGAAGAUGGCACCCCUGCCACCACUUCCCAGAUGGCCAAGGACGUUGUCGAGUUCCUCAACUGGGCCGCCGAGCCCGAGAUGGACGAGCGUAAGAAGAUGGGUCUCAAGGCCUUGGCCAUUUCGGCCGGUCUUUUCGCCGUCAGUGUCUGGGUCAAGCGGUACAAGUGGGCCGCGAUCAAGUCGAGAAAGAUUGUCUACAACCCCCCGGUGCGACGCUAG
Molecule: messenger RNA, 957 nt
Organism: Talaromyces rugulosus
Lineage: Eukaryota; Fungi; Ascomycota; Eurotiomycetes; Eurotiales; Trichocomaceae
Exons: 5
Coding region: 1-957 (318 amino acids)
Biological process (GO): mitochondrial electron transport, ubiquinol to cytochrome c
Molecular function (GO): heme binding; electron transfer activity
Source: RefSeq, a predicted model, not a curated record